CCACAAUGCGACACAUCUAUCUCAUAGGGAAGCGGCUCAGCCGUCGGUAGGGCUGUCAAGGUAGGUAAUGCCAGCCCUAAGGAAUCUACGGUAGCAUUGCAUGUCAAGCCUUUUCUUUUCGGGCCACCCGUCUCAAUUUAGUUUAAGCGUCGCUUUCCCAGAUCGACAUUAGUCAUGACGCAUGCGGCUCAGUGCCGUCUUUUACUAGAUACCGAAAGGCAUACGCUACAACAACCGAUAUUAAGGGUUCAAAAUUGCGAUCCCGAAAGCGACCGGAAUUAGGUAGUCAGAUUCUUUUAACAAGUAACUUUCCCUAUAGGGACAUCACGCCAAAAGGUUCACGUGUUAUGAACGGAGAUGACGAUGGCGCAGAUCGACACAAUUUUAUUAAGGUGGGAUUCUCACUAUGACCUCAAGCUCUGAAUUAGAGAGGAGGCCCAUUCCGCGAGCUGAUAGGCACAUGUACGACCAUCAUGAGAAAGAGAGAAGCACACACCUGAGGCAGUGGAUUACUCCGUAGAGGCACGGAAGAAGAUAAGGAUACGCGUUGUAAAUAGGAGAGGCGUGGUAUAGCAUUCUAUAUAAGCUGUGGACGAGGUCAAAGGUGAGCAAAAGAACAGAAUCGAUGAGCUCACCAACAACAGCUUCCCAUCAAAAGACAAAAGACAUCAAGAAAUUAUCUAACACACCUUGAAACCAUGGCUUUCGGAGAUUCUGCUAGUGGAUCAUCAAACAACAACGGCCACUCCAAAAGUUCGCCCAAGGACGGCAAGGGGAAGUCGAAGGACCCGAACAAGGACAAAUCCGGAAGCCAGGGUGGCUCAUCUGGCCAGGGGGGCGGCUCAGGGGCAUACGUGUCGCCGCCAGAUUUCUUCUCCUUUAACGACCCUACAAACGGCAAAUGAUGACUGAAAGAAUAACGACUUAGACGAUGGGUUAGGGGCUGGGUUCUAGGAUUGGAUAAGGGAUUGGAUAUGACUGGAUAACGGGGAUAGGGGCACUCUGAUAUUACGCUCUUCGAAUCUGUUCUAGACGAACAUUGAAAUGCCUUCAUUCAUUCAAUAUAAGAU
Messenger RNA from Daldinia caldariorum, 1070 nucleotides. RefSeq lists its product as uncharacterized. The transcript is spliced from 3 exons. The coding region runs from base 699 to 905 and encodes 68 amino acids. NCBI's taxonomy places the organism in Eukaryota, Fungi, Ascomycota, Sordariomycetes, Xylariales, Hypoxylaceae. The record is from RefSeq and is a predicted model, not a curated record.